CUUAAAUCGAAAAAAUGUGUAUUAUGUGAAUAUAUUCGUGUGAAAUAUUCGUUUGACAAUCAUUUUUAACGAUAAUUGAUUUAUGGGGUGGCCAUAAAUAAAACAAACCAAAACAAAAACGAGAAAGAGCGGGAUAGAGAGAAAGAGCAUGCAAUUGAAAAAAUCAUUACCGUGCUGCUUCGAAUGAAUUUUUCACCGCUGUGCAUGCAGAUGAAUUUCCAUUUAAACGGAAAAAUAAAUUACACAAACAUUAAGGAGUCGUGCAUUUCAUGGGCAAUUUUAAUUGCAACAGAAAGAAAAACACACAUAUUCACAUGCACACAUAAAUAUAGAGGGAAAACGAUACAGACCAGUCAAACUAAAUAAACAUCGAACUAAUUUUGAUAUUUAAAAAAAAAUUCACCCAAACAAGCAUAUAGUUUCGGCGGAUGAAAAAAGUUUUUUUUCCAUUAUUAUGAGUUCAGAGGGCAAAUGUCGGAGAUUUGUUUUUUUAUUCUUUCUGCUGAUGUAUAUUUUAAACUGUGUCAAGUGCGUGGCAUAGAUUUUCCAGACGGUGAUUUAUUUAAAUAAUGAGGAAAUACACUUGGUGCAUGAUUCGAAUUUACAUGAAAAAUUCACAUAUAUUGCAAUAAAUAAAUCAGAAAAUAGAGAAAAACAAAAGAACUAAGCCAAAAGAACGAACAACAGAUUUUUAAAUCGAAUUUUCCUUGAAUUCAAAUUAUAUAGUGUGCGCUCGACAACAAACCGUUUUAAAGUUUUUUUUUUAUAAAUAUAUUUUGAGUGUGUGCAUGACUGACGGUUGUCGUCGCCAUUUACGGCACAUACCGCCAUCGUCAUCACAAUUCAACAAGAUAUUAGUUUAUAUUUUUCACCAUCACGGAGAUUGAUCGAUCAGCGAAUGCCGGAAUUUGUUUGCAAAAGUAUUUAAAGAAAAAGUAUUUAAUUAAUUGUGUGAAUCUACGUUAAGUAUCGUUCGACCGAUCUUGUAGUGUGAUAAAUAGUUCAGCUUUAGCAACUAAGACUGCAGAAGAUCAAAAAUCAAAUAAAAUGAGUGGUAUACGUUUUGAUAAUGGAAGCAUCUCGGAAGCAUGCAUGAUUCGCACAAAUACACGCAUCAUCACCAAUUUAUAUGAGGGAAUUCCAGAAACAUUAUUGCUUAACGUAAUCGGUUGGUUGAUUUUGAUAUUGUUGUUUUCGGUGUUGCGACAACAAGCAUGGGACUAUGGCCGAUUGGCAUUGGUCAGCACGAAUGGUGACAAUAAACGAUGGACGCAAAUAUUUUAUGCACCAACGAGUGAUGAAGGUGGCGGCGGAUCAAAUAAAAGGAACGGCAGUGUAAAUCACAAUGCGACAAACGGUAGCACAGCAACGAUAAAUAGCACAGCCAGCAAUGGCACAUCAUCGGCCGGACCGAGCGGCAUGGAUAUGACGAGCGGUAGCAGUAGUACGUCAAUUCAUGAAACAAUUCAACGUAGUUCCAGCCAAAAUACACACAUUCACAAACAACAAUCAAUCGAUCGGGCAUUUCUAUCGUGGCUUCCGGCCACAAUACGAUUGACUCGAGAUCAAAUUCUUGAUCACAGCGGACCGGAUGCGGUUCAUUAUUUAAGUUUUCAACAGCAUUUAAUGUGUCUUAUGGGAAUCAUCACGUUGGUGUCUUUGGUCAUUAUUCUGCCGGUGAAUUGUACGGGAACAUUGGCUGGUGAUAUUUGGUCAUUUGGUCAUUCGACAAUUUCAAAUCUGGAAGCCGAUUCUCUGCUACUGUGGGUGCAUGUAUUCAUUGCAAUUGCUUAUGUACCAUUGGUGGUGCUAAUAAUGCGUCGUACAUCUGGUCGAAAUGCAUUCAAAACGGCUGCAUCACGUACCGUUAUGAUAACAGAUUUAUCGAAAAGUGAUCGAUGCAAAAACAAAGAAGAAAUUUUAAAUUAUUUCCAAGAGCUAUUUCCCGAUAUAAAAAUCGAUGCAUUCGAAUUGGCAUACAAUAUAUCACGAUACACUGAAGUGUGUAAAGAAUUUGAACGCGUAUCAGAUGCACGAAUUUAUUGUGAAAUGCAUAAGAAUCAUCGGCCAGUGCGGGCAAUGCCACGUUUAUGUUCAUGUCAAACGGUCGAUGGUUUAGAAUAUUACAAAGAUAUGGAAGAACGUUUACGCGGUGAAGUGGCCAGAUUGAGAGCGCAUGCAAUGAAUGAACCGGUCGGUAUUAUCUUUUUAACGGUGAACACAACAGAUGUUGCAAAACGUAUUAUUGGACAAUUUAAGGGCAUCAGCAAUAAAGACUGGAAUUUAAGCUAUGCACCAUCACCGGCCGACAUUUUUUGGGAGAAUUUGAAUAUACCGGCACAUAAAUGGUAUAUCAAAUGGACCAUUGUCAAUUUGAUUUUGUUUUCGUUUUUAUUCUUUUUAACAACGCCCGUGCUUAUUGUCAAUUUAUUCGAUAAAAUUACAACGAAAACAAAAAAAAAUAUGGACACAAUUAGCCCAUUGAUAUCGGAAUUUUUACCAACAUUGUUACUUUGGACAUUGGCCGCUCUGUUGCCGGUUGUUGUAACAUUUUCCGAUAAAUGGCUAUCACAUUGGACCCGCUCCAAACAAAAUUAUUCAAUCAUGACAAAAACAUUUAUCUACUUGCUGUUUAUGAUUUUGAUUUUACCAUCAAUGGGUAUGACCAGUGCUCAAGCGUUUGUUGAAUGGACGAUUCAACACAAUGCGAACGAUACAUAUCAUUGGGAAUGUAUAUUUUUACCCGAUAAAGGUGCAUUUUUCGUAAAUUAUAUCAUAACAGCUGCAUUUAUUGGAACAGCAUUGGAGCUACUACGAUUUCCUGAGCUCAUUGUUUAUAUGUAUCAAUUGUGUGUGGCCAAAUCACGGGCCGAAACAUCACACAUUCGAAAAUCAAUUCUUAUCGAAUUUCCGUUUGGCAUUCAUUAUGCAUGGACGGUGCUGGUUUUUACAAUGUCAACCAUUUACAGUGUUAUUUGUCCCUUGAUUAUGCCAUUUGCAAUGAUUUAUAUUGUUUUAAAGCAUUAUGGUGAUCGACACAAUUUAUACUUUGCAUAUGGACCAAGUAAUAUGAUUAGCCAGAGCGGAGGUCGUAUUCAUUCAACAGCUGUUACCAUGACAAAAUGUUCGGUGGUUUUAUUGCUUGUAAUUUUGGCUGGCUUGUCAUCGGUGCGUGGUGGCCGAGUAGAUGCACGUACCAUUGUCUUAGUUAUUGCCUUAUGUGUAACAUUAACCCUGUUCACAUUUAUGUCGCCAAUUAAGAAGUGUACAACGCGACGACCAAAUAUUCAUGAAAUUGAUGGGCCAGCACCGGUGUACGUGGCACCGGUGUUACGCAAUAGGCGCUUAGAAUUAGCAAUUAAACAACAUCAAACACCGACACAUGCCAGCUUUGGUUCAGAUGAAGUCGACAUCGAUGAUAUUAUAAUAAACAAUAUGGGCGAGGAUUCGCCAAUACGAGGCAAUCGAGUUCGCAACAUUCAUACGUAAUUUCAUAUAUGUAGACAUAAAAUAUAUAAUUGUACACUAGCAUUCAUGCAUCGAGAUUAAUAAUAAUAAUGAUAAUAAUCGACGCGCCGUGUAGGUCCCUCCACCCUCCCAGCAAAAAGCUAAACUUACAUUUUAAUUUAAAGAAUGUUUUAAGGGAAAAUUAACAUAGUGAUAACUUAUGAGACAACAUUUUCGUUUAUUGCAGAAUGUGUUGUGUCCGAAAAAGAACCGAAAAUAAUUUGCUACACAAUCGUCUUUGAUACUGAUUUUUUACAUGUAUAUCAUAGUGUAUUAAAUUAUUACUUUUUUUUAUUUGUUUUCUGUGUUGGUUGAUUAUGUAUGUUUUUCAAUAGGAAUUGAAAAAAAACACAUCCACAUUUAUUGCUGAUAAUGCCUUAUAAAUUUAUCCUGAAUCUCGACUCAAUUCCUCUCUACUUAAAAAAAAGGAUGUUACGUUCCCCACUGAAAAUUAAAAAAAAAAAUAGAAAAAAUAUAUAUUGAUAGAAACACGUGUAAAUAAUUUUUGCAAAUAUUGCAGCGAUAGCAGCUAAUAUAUAUAGUUUUGUAUAAUAUCUAUGGGUAAAGAAAAGCAUACCAUUUUUGUAAGGUCGGAGACUGUACCCACUAAUAAAGGAGUGAAAAAAACGAUGAAUAAAUGUUUUCAGCAGAUGCAUGUCUCCAUUUUUGCAUUCAUACACAAUCUCCGGUCGAAAAAAUGGUUAAAAAGACAGACCCUUCACCCAUAGUCGUGUACAUUGAGUUAUUUUAAUUUAGAUGCAGAUUUUUUUUCGUCACCGUUUGUUUAAUGUUUAAUUUAUUUCACACGGCGAUUAAACAAUCAAAUCUAAUUUAUUUAUUGACUUGCCGAAUAAUUUAUGAACAUGAAAAAAGACACCAACACAUACACGAAAAAAAGAGAAAAACUCGUAAUGCAUGUUAUUAAAAUAUGUAUAUAACUAUUUAUCAAUUAUUCAAAUCUCGUGUCCAAAUACAAUACACCCCAUAGUACAUAGUCCGCACUUUUCCUACCACAUUUAUUUUCAUUUCAUUUUAAAAAAAUACUUAAUUAAAACCACAUACACGAGAGUGCAAACAUUUGCAAAAUCUUAACAUUUAUAAAGUAUUUAGUUGAAUCAAUUAAAUAAAAAAAAAAUGGAGAUCGAAAACGGUGCAAUGUUUUGAAACAUGAAAAUUCCAGUAAUUUAAAUAAUUAGUAAUAAAAUAAUCCACCGCAUUUUCAAAUUUUUGCACAAGACUUAAGCAAAAAAUUAAAAAUGAUGAAAAUAAAAAAAAAUAAUUUUGAAGGAAAAUCCAAAAAAGUGCGGGCUAAUGUAGUAAACAAUGUAGUGAAUAAGAGCACGCAAAAAAAAAAAAA
Molecule: messenger RNA, 4864 nt
Organism: Contarinia nasturtii (swede midge)
Lineage: Eukaryota; Metazoa; Arthropoda; Insecta; Diptera; Cecidomyiidae
Gene: Tmem63
Product: CSC1-like protein 1
Exons: 5
Coding region: 1048-3489 (813 amino acids)
Cellular component (GO): plasma membrane
Molecular function (GO): calcium-activated cation channel activity
Source: RefSeq, a predicted model, not a curated record